AUGGUUAAAGUCGCUAUCGCGGGGGGUACCGGCGCCGUCGGUCGCGCUUUGGUGGACACUAUAGCAGCACACCCCAUCCAUAAGGCCGUAAUACUAAGCCGCCAAGUCAACUACCAUGACGUGCAAAACCUGGUGGAUGUUCUCGUCAAGCACCAAAUUCAUACCGUCAUCUGCGCAUUCGGUAUCACCGGGACCUCGCUCAAAAUCUCUCAGAUGAACCUCAUCAAGGCCGCUGCGUUGGCGGCUCCGGCAUGCAGGUUUAUUCCUACAUCCUACAGUAUUGAUUAUCCGAGAGAUGGUGUGAAGAUAUUGCCUCCCCUCAGAGAUUACUUCGACUGCCUGGAUGAGCUCGACAGGACCGAUCUGGAGUGGUCCGUGGUUCUGAACGGCCUCUUUUUGGAUUAUUAUGGCACCCCACAUCUAAAGACAUACCUCCCGCCGAAUGCCUUUAUCAUCGAUAUGUUGCACAACGCUGCAGCCAUCCCUGGCACAGGCGAUGAACCGGUUUCAUUCACUUACACCUUCGAUGUCGCCAAGUUUCUUGUUGCGGCGCUCGACCUGCACACGUGGCCCCGAGAGCUGAGGGUCGUUGGCGAUGAGAUGUCGAUCAAUGAUCUUGUUAGACGAGCCGAGGCGACAAAAGGAGUGAGGUUUGAGAAGACUUAUGAUAGUGUUGCGAAGCUCAAAAGAUUUGAGAUCACGGAGCUGCCGCAGCAUCGGUCGCUCUACACAAAGUUUCCGAAAGAGAGAUUCCAAUGGUUUCAGUCCAUCUUCGAGAUGUGGGUAGUGGAGGGAAAGGCACAUGUCCAGCUGCACGGGUCUUUAAACGAGAAUUUCCCGGACUUGAAGCCCUUAAAAGUCGAGGGAAUGCUCGAACGGUGCUGGAAAAGAAGCUAA
This is a messenger RNA of Truncatella angustata, 897 nucleotides long. RefSeq names its product nmrA-like family protein. The transcript has 4 exons. NCBI's taxonomy places the organism in Eukaryota, Fungi, Ascomycota, Sordariomycetes, Amphisphaeriales, Sporocadaceae. The record is from RefSeq and is a predicted model, not a curated record. The coding region runs from base 1 to 897 and encodes 298 amino acids.